AAAAAUAUAUAUCUAUCUGCAGAUAUAUUUUUAAUGGAAUGACAUUGUCGAAACAUAAAGUUUUAAACCAGUGCUUUGUAACUCAUUACUUUUAUUCUGCUAAGCAUUUUUACCCGGAAGCAGUUUUUGGUCCUUGCUAAUUCAAUGCUUUAGACCGAACUUGAUGCUUCAGCCAAAAUAAACACACACAUUCUCUUUUCAUUUAGUUUUAACCAGAAAUGACAAGUGCUCAAUGAGGUCUCACGUCAGCGAUGGCUGUAGUGUCUUGGAAGGAGAUCUGUCUUCUGACUGGACUGGUGGUGGGCUGCUACUGGAACAGCCUGUUCUGUGGGUUUGUGUUCGAUGAUGUCUCUGCUAUCUUGGAUAACAAAGACCUUCGCCCCACCACACCACUGAAGAACCUUUUCCUCAAUGAUUUCUGGGGCACACCUAUGUCAGAGGAGAGGAGUCAUAAGUCCUACCGGCCGCUUACUGUUCUCACCUUCCGCCUCAAUUACCUGUUCAGUGAGUUGAGCUCCUCAUCAUACCACCUCCUCAAUGUGGUUCUCCAUGCCGUGGUAUGUGUCUUCUUCCUCCACUUCUGCCGUCUGCUCUUGGACCGAAGCACCAGCCUCAUAGCGGCUCUGCUGUUUGCUGUCCAUCCCAUCCACACAGAGGCUGUGACAGGUGUCGUUGGCAGGGCUGAGUUGCUGUCCUCCAUUUUCCUGCUGGCUGCUUUCCUGGCAUACACCAAAUCAAAAGGCGCCGAUCACUCCAUAGUCUGGACUCCCAUCAUUUCAACUGUGUUCCUGGUUGCCGUUGCCACACUAUGCAAGGAGCAGGGAAUAACUGUCAUUGGGAUAUGCUGUAUUUACGAGGUGUUUGUUGCCCAAGGGUUCACUCUGCCCAUGCUGAUCGACACCCUACUUCAGGUGUUGAGAGGAAAAGAUGGUUUUCCCUAUGCUGUUCUCCAGACCCUCCUGAAGCUCAUUGUCCUGAUCAUCAGCACAUUAUUGCUGGUCAUCGUCAGGGUGCAGGUCAUUCAGUCCCAGUUGCCAGUGUUCACCAGGUUUGAUAAUCCAGCUGCCGUCAGCUCCACCCCGACCAGGCAGCUGACCUUCAACUACCUCCUGCCAGUAAACGCUUGGCUGCUGCUCAACCCCUCUGAGCUGUGUUGUGACUGGACAAUGGGCACUAUCCCCCUUGUGGAGUCACUGCUGGACCCUCGCAACCUCGCCACAGUGGUAUUUUACGCCAUGUUGAGCCUCCUGGCUUAUCACAGCCUUUGGUACGGCCACAGCUCUGCAAAGAUCGUCAUGAUGGCACUGUCGCUGAUCGUCCUUCCUUUUAUCCCUGCGUCCAACCUGUUUUUCCCCGUGGGCUUUGUUGUAGCCGAAAGGGUCCUGUAUGUGCCCAGCAUGGGAUUUUGUGUUUUGGUAGCCCAUGGAUUUAAACUCCUGUCCCAAAGAGGAGGCCUAAAGAAAAUGUCUUGGUUGCUCAUGGGAGUUCUUCUAACAACACACGCCGUGAAGACUUUCAACAGAAACUGGGAUUGGGAGUCCGAAUACACACUUUUUACAUCUGCACUGAAAGUGAACAGGAACAAUGCCAAACUCUGGAACAAUGUGGGACAUGCUUUGGAGAAUCAGAACAGUUACGAGAGAGCAUUGAGAUACUUCCUUCAGGCCACAAGAGUGCAACCAGAUGACAUUGGGGCCCACAUGAACGUUGGGAGAACCUACAAAAACCUUAACAGGUCCAGAGAGGCAGAGGAGGCAUAUCUAAUUGCAAAAUCCCUUAUGCCACAGAUCAUUCCAGGGAAGAAGUAUGCAACCCGUGUGGCCCCCAACCAUCUGAACGUCUACAUUAACCUGGCAAACCUAAUUCGGGCGAAUGACUCCCGCCUGGAGGAAGCCGACCAACUCUAUAGGCAGGCCAUCAGCAUGAGACCGGACUUCAAGCAAGCCUACAUCAGUCGAGGGGAGCUUCUGCUGAAAAUGAACAAGCCCAGUGAGGCGAAGGACGCCUACCUACGAGCUCUGGAGUUGGACCAUACCAAUGCAGACCUCUGGUACAAUCUGGCAAUUGUCAAUAUUGAGAUGAAGGACCCCUCAGAGGCUCUGAGAAACUUUAAUCGUGCACUGGACCUGAAUCCACACCACAAACUAGCACUCUUCAACUCAGCGCUUCUCAUGCAAGAGUCAGGCGAGGCAAAAUUUCGUCCAGAGGCAAACCGUCGCUUUCUUACCUACGUGAAAGAAGAGCCAGAUGAUGCUAACGGCUACUUCAACCUGGGCAUGCUGGCAAUGGAUGCUAACGAAAACGAAGAGGCCGAGCGCUGGAUGCGGAAGGCCAUUCGACUGCAACCCGGCUUCCGCAGCGCUUUGUUUAACUUGGCCCUGCUCUACUCUCAGUCGCAACGUGAACUGGAUGCUCUCCCGGUGCUUGAGGAGCUGCUGCGGUACCACCCGGAGCAUGUCAAAGGCCUGAUCCUCAAGGGAGACAUCCUCAUGAACCACCGCAAGGAUACACGUGGCGCCAAGGCCUGUUUCGAACGCAUCUUGAACAUGGACCCCAGCAACGUGCAGGCCAAGCAUAACCUCUGUGUGGUGUACUUCGAAGAACGGGAGCUCGAGCGUGCCGAGCACUGUCUGGUGGAGACUCUUGCCAUGGCCCCGCACGAAGAGUACAUCCGACGGCACCUUGCCAUCGUACGUAACAAAAUGGCUGCCAUGAGUGCCGCGGGCCAGCCGAUUGCACCAAAAGAGGGUGGUAGUGAAUCGGACAAGCAAGAGCAACAACAACAGGACAAACAGGAGGAGGAGGAAGAGCAGGGAGUUGCCUCAGGAGCAGGGGAGGGGGCCAGGAAGGAGAAGAAUAUGAGGAAAUCCUCCCCCAAAGAAAGCAUCAGCAGCCAGAGCCACGGCCAAUCAAAGAAGUUGGAAGCGGGCCAGCCUGACAAGCGGACUAAGAGCAAAUCCACAAAAGAGAUUAAAGAUAUAGAAAAGAAAAGGGCGGCUGCCUUGAAGAGACUGGAGGAGAUUGAACGCAUAUUAAGCAGCGAUUAACCUUGUUUAUCAACCACCACACUAUUUUUAUAUAUAACUAUUUAAAGUGCAAGAACGAGACUCUUGGUUUUUUUUGGGUUUUUAAUUGAGACCUUGAAUAUGCAUGUUUCGUGGCGCUUUUGUUUGAUUUGUUUUGUGUCUUUUAUAUAUUGUGUGGUAUACCUCCUUUUUCCACAGCUUUAAUUAUGUAAAGCUGUUCGGCUGAAAAGGGAAACCAGGUGUGUACUCACAACAUGCGCUGAAAAAGCACAAAAUUAGGUACUUUUUUUUUUUUUAAAGAAUCCCUACUUAAAAUCGUUUAUUACCAUAUUGUUUAUUUAUGAUUAUCUAUUUUUGAGUCACUGGAUUAGUUUUUUCACUUGUUUGUUUUAAUUUACCAUAUCACAGGCAAGUAUUACUCAUAAUCACAAAUAAAGUAUUGGUAAAAUCAUUCAGCUCAUUUUAUAGCAGGGCCUCUGGGUGGUCCGUCACAUGGCUGUUGUAAUUUAGCUCAGCAGACUCCUCUGCCUCUUUGCAUGACAUCACUGCACUUCCUCCAAUUCUCUGCUGCUGUUUGUUCAUGUGUCAUUAUUGCUGUUUUUUUUUUUUUUUUUAACCAAAUGGUGUCAGUGUUUAAUUAUAUCCUCUGACAAUAAUCUCAUUCUGAAUUAGGGUCACCUCCCUUCUCCAGCCCUCUUUUUGCAGGCUUAUGGGAUUUUUCUGUAUGGUUUGAAUACCGUUUGGGCUCUAACUGAUUUCACAGAUUGGUCAUGCAGAGACAGACUUUUUCCUUUUUCUUUGGAGUUUUUCUUUACUAUUUAAGGUUUUCGUGGCUUUUGACUCUGUUUCUUGUUCUCCCACAAAGAUCUUUCCCUAAUUAUAAUCAGACAAUAAUCGGGAAAAAAACUUUAAAGGAAUAAUUCACUCAAAACUAAACAUCUGUCAUCAUUUACUAACCCUCAUGUCAUUCAAAACCUGUAUGACUGACGACUUCAGUGGAACAUAAGACACUUUUUACUCAAAUGUACUGUUAUACAUGAUGCAAAAAUGUCAUAUGCAAAUUUUCAAAUGACUUUAAUUUUGGUGUUUUUCUCAUGCAAAGUUACCAAAUGACUUCAAAAGAAAACUACAAACUACAAUGUUUUUUUAAACCGUAGUCUUCAUUCAUUACAUUUGCGUUGACGGGAAUGAAUAGAACAGUUCUUAAAUGUCUUUUAUAUGUGUUUGAAGUGACAUGGGGGUGAGUAAAUGAUGACAGUAUUGUCAUUUUGGGUGAACUGGCCAUUUAAUAUGCUGAACAUCACAGUGUAGACCAUAACUUUUUUUUUUCUAUUUGGAAAGAAUCAAUCAUUCAAUUCCUAAGCCAAGAUCACACGCUAGUGUGUUACUUCAGUAUUCUAAUGUGCUGCAGAUGAACUUCAUAUAUUCAUGUUGCGCUUACAGUUGAGUUGGGCAUAUUGUUUCCUGUGAAGCCGAAACAACCAUGUGCUGUCGCCGUUUUACUGUUUACUUUGAAGGCAAGCCCUGAAAUAUCUUACUCUAUCUCCUCUGACCUUUCUGAAGAUCUUAACAAAGAAAAAAGGUACCUGAGAGCUCACUGAUCUGUCAAGGCAGAGUCCUCAAAGCCUGUGAGAGUGCAUUUCCAUAUAUUCUACAACACUAGCAGUGUUAACACUAAUGUGGGGCACAUAUGAUGUGAUAUUUUGUUGCGUUAAAGUAAUAAAGCCACUUUAAGUAGCAAAACUGUCUGAUUAAGUAGCGGACUCAUGUAGUUCACAGUGCUAUCGGCUGUUUUGCCAUUUGAGAUGUUCACUCAUAAAACUUGAACAAGAAACCUGAAUCGCUGCACCUUGUUAGCAACAUUGAAAAAAAAUAAAUAAAUAAAAAAAAAAUUUUUAUUGUCAGUUUGAUAGUUUAUAAGGACAGAUUUACAUGGCUGUAUCAUAUUAAUCCUCAAAUAUAUAGUGUUGGGAGUUCAUUUCCCAUUAAAUCAUCUCACUCAACUCUAAUUCAGCUGUUCGUGUUUCCCUCAGCUCAGCUUGAAUCUUUAUGAUGUUUUUGGACUCUUUCCUCAUGUUUACUCAUGCUGUGCUUUCACCCCAUAUCCAAUUUCUUACAUCUUGAUUUAUAGUAUUUACCUUUUUAUUUGGACUAAUGUUUUGACUUAUGAGUGGUGGAGGGGCCUACAGUUUUCCAAUAAAAAAUUACUUGCAUCACAAA
Messenger RNA from Onychostoma macrolepis, 5246 nucleotides. RefSeq names its product transmembrane O-mannosyltransferase targeting cadherins 3 (gene tmtc3). Gene Ontology annotation, molecular function: protein binding; mannosyltransferase activity. The record is from RefSeq and is a predicted model, not a curated record. NCBI's taxonomy places the organism in Eukaryota, Metazoa, Chordata, Actinopteri, Cypriniformes, Cyprinidae. Gene Ontology annotation, cellular component: endoplasmic reticulum. The coding region runs from base 252 to 3047 and encodes 931 amino acids. Gene Ontology annotation, biological process: protein O-linked glycosylation via mannose. The transcript is spliced from 14 exons.